Bacidia gigantensis is the source of this 4122-nucleotide messenger RNA. RefSeq lists its product as uncharacterized. The record is from RefSeq and is a predicted model, not a curated record. Gene Ontology annotation, biological process: exocytosis; Golgi to plasma membrane transport. Gene Ontology annotation, cellular component: exocyst. NCBI's taxonomy places the organism in Eukaryota, Fungi, Ascomycota, Lecanoromycetes, Lecanorales, Ramalinaceae. Bases 1 to 4122 code for a protein of 1373 amino acids. The transcript has 4 exons.
AUGUCCUACCGUAAUGGGUACACAAAUGGAACCUACGGCGUGAACCGCUACGAAGAUAAUCGGCAUGAGGAGAGCCUCGCUGGAGACUCAGGCCGCACAAGACGCCCUGGUGGAUAUGGCGGCUUCCAUGACAACAGACAAGAGACUCCUCCUGCCGAGCCAGAUCCACAGCCUCCGCUUGCCUCAUUCCGGCGUCGGCGCGAAGAUGAAUCAUCAGGCGGAUUUGGGCAUUUCGCGUCGGGGAGACGGGACACUGAUGAAUAUAACAGCAGUCGUAGUCGUGACCGGGGCGGACGUGGACCUACAGACCUUUCAAGACUCCAUGGCGGUGGACCGGGUGGGCGACAGAUUGAGGACGUCCUCCACCACAUCAACGACCAUUGGGAUGUCAUGGCAAGGGAGGACUGUGUGCCAAUCCAUGUCGCGCUGCAGUUGAUGGACUAUAGCUCCCUUGGUCGUGGGAAUGAUUACCAAGACUUCCAAAAGACAAGUAAAUACCUACAAAAAGCCCUGAAAGCUAUUGUGAAUGAGCACCAUCAAGGUUUCAAUAGCUCCAUCGGGACAUUCCACAAGAUUCAGAAUAGCAUACAAGCAUCUCAGAGUAGAAUUCGGGCUCUGAAAGAUUCUAUGAGAGGGGCUAAGGAAAAUCUGACGGUCACAAAAUCUGAACUUAAAGCUUCAGGUACUUUGUCCCAGCACUUCGAAGAAUCACUCCAAAUCUUGGGUCAAAUAGAAAGACUGCAGCUAGUUCCAGAGCAGCUGGAUGCUAGGAUCUCGGACAAACACUUCUUGACGGCGGUCGACCUUCUGCAAGAUGCCCUCAGGAUGAUCCGAAAGGCGGAGAUGGAAAAUAUCGGAGCGUUGACAGAUCUGCGUAUAUAUUUCAGCAAUCAAGAAACUUCAUUGACCGAUAUACUAGUCGAAGAGCUUCAUGAUCAUCUGUAUCUGAAGUCUCCUUACUGUCAUGAUCGGUGGAAGCCAUACAACAGUGACGCGAGUAAAACAGACUCCACAACGAAAAAAGAAACGUCUGCCCUGCCGAAUACAUGGGGAAGGCCGUUAUACCGUUUUCUGGAUAAUCUAGAUACUUCCAAGCCUUUGGAAGACGACGCGUCUCGAAAUCCAGAGGUCGACAGCUUUCAAUACAUUCACAUGGUCAUUGAGUCUUUGCACAAGCUCGGGCACCUUGACGUUGCCGUAGAUCGCCUAGAGCAACGUUUACCUGUUGAGUUGUUUUCGAUUGUGGAUCGCACGAAUCAAGAAGUUGACAUACGCCAUGCAGCAAUCACAAGGGGCUUCAAGCUUGAGAAAGGCGCCGUGUCAUUCAAAUUCAGCCAUCAUUCAGCUGGGAGUGAGGUUCUGAAUGAUUUACUUUGGAGCUUGUAUUCUAAAUUUGAGGCUAUCGCUGAAGGCCACCGAGCGGUGCAUGAGAUCUUGAGCGGUAUCCUGAAACGAGAUGGAAUCCCUCAAACAGAAAGUCUGACUCGAGGCUUCAAAGAGAUGUGGAAGCUGUAUCAAAGCGAAAUGCGGUCUCUCCUCCACGACUACUUAGCAGCAGACGGCAACCAGUCAUAUCGGCUUGGACGACAGCCAAUGACUAACGGCAACAUCUUUCACAGUCAUUUACGCGAAAGGAACAAGCGAGUCUUCAAGCUUGCUGAGGUGAAUUCGAAAUCUACAGACUUCGCUCAAGACCAGCAAGACCUUGACCGAAUCCUUGAAGCUUCUGUACCUGGACUUGUGUCAAAAUCGCAAAGACGGUCCGGGAUCACAACUAGCUCUGUUGGUGCGUCAAAUGAUGGGCCUGCCGCCGGGCACAAAUUGCUCGUCGAACCUAACGUUUUCAAUAUUGGGUCGCUAUUACCGCCGACUUUGUCUUUUCUCCAACGGCUCAGGGAUAUCGUACCACAUGACGCUGACAUCGCAGUCAGUACCUUGACCUCGUUUCUGGACGAGUUCCUUGUCAAUGUUUUCCAUCCUUCUCUGGAAGACACCGUGACAGAAUUGUGCAGGCUUUCAUUCAGCGACCUCGAAGCCUUCAAACAGGAUCCACAAUGGGCACAGCAUGCUACGAAACCAAUAUUCAAAGGCACAUCCACAUUCUUCGUCUUGAUCAAGUCAUUCUGCCAAUUAUUAGACACGAUCCCUCCCGAUUUGACAUCAACGCAAUUGAUAAUAACGCAAGUUGUUACGUACUACGACCGAUGUUGCGAGUGGUACCGAGCGCUCGUGCGAAGACCACAAAUGCAGGCACAGGAAGAACGCCGCUUGAAACCUGCCGCGAUCAUGGCAGAAUCCGGCGAGGUUCGUGAAUUAUGCGAGCGACUGUUUGAUACCCACAUGGACGGCCAGCCAGAUCUGUUACGACGUGAAGUAGCUAUUUUAAUUGACCAGACCAAUGCCACGCCCUUGGAACCCUUCGACAUCAUUGCAGAUCGAAGAUCUGUGACAGCUCUAUGCCUUUUAUCAAACAGUAUGCAGUGGCUGGCAAGCCAUUUGCAGGAGCUUCGGCGCUUCGUUCCAGAAUCCACGCACAAGCGCAAUAAUUCUCAAAAAUCUCUUCACACACGUCAACUCUCUCUAUAUACCAACGAAAAUCUUCAAAUUGAGAACGCUCAAGUAUAUCUUCCUAUGACUUCCGAAACAGUCACCGCUUUCGAUAGCCUCCUCUCGUCAAUCCGGUCACUGGCCUCGAAUGCACUCAUUACACUGCAUCUUGACAUUCGGCUUGGCAUUAUACAUAUGCUUGCUCGCACAAUGGCAGCACCCUAUCUCUUGGGACAAUUGGUAGAGGAGCCUGACCCUUCAAUACUUUCACUGAACUCGGACCUUUUAUCGACUGUCGACACCCUUUCUACUUACGUUCCUGAGGUCGCUCAGAAAUUCAUCAUGACAGGUCUUGCUCACCUAGUCGAUACAUAUCUUGUUCACAAUGCAGCCCAGAUCAAACACGGAAUGAAUAGACACGGGUGCGAUCGCAUGCAGCUGAACAUCAUCGUUCUGACUCAUAACCUCAAUUCAAUCCCUGUGUCUGCAAGGGCGGACAACAUUGAUCUCUCAAGAAGCGCGGCGUACUACGAUUUAUUUGGCGAAGGAGCUGAGAGCAUUGUCUCAAGAGCAAGAGACCAGAGCGGUGCCGGUCUCGAAGGUUUCGACCUCGAAGAGCUGAAGACUCUAGUUGAGCUGUGGUACAAAGAAGGCUCAGAGAGCUCGCAAAGAGAGGUUCAAGUGAAGUGCCAGCGAGAUUGCAGUGACAAACUGUUGGUGCUUAGUGAGUGCUUGUGGAAUAGUUGCAACCUAGAUGCCAUCCACGUUCAUGAACUACCACGAGACCCGUUUGAUGCAACAAUGCAACGAAUACUCCGCCUGCUCAUUGUAAUCGCCAUCGCUACCUGCGUCAGCCUCUCCCUCUCUUCCAUCUUCGCAUUCCUCACGAUACCCGAAGAUCACGCCAUCGAAGCGUUCACUGCAGAACAGCUCCUAAUCAACUCCACCGCCAGCUCAACCCUGAGCCCUAGAUUGAGUACGAAGACCAAACGCCUCCCUGACUCAAUGACCUACCAUGAGCUACCCGGCCCCAUCAUACCGACUCACCAAACUUGCCUCGACGCCACGAAAUGCUACUGCUGCAGAAUCGCUCCACAUGCAGGAAAUACCGUAUGCGCCAAACCACCCUUUAACAAGACUUUGAAGGUCGAGUCGUGCGCAUGCUGGCAGCUGAGGCCGUAUGGGAAGAUAUUCUGCUCAUACCCAGAGAAUCAGGAAGCAGAGGAUUGGGUGGAGGAGUAUGUGCUUGAGAUUGAGUCUGAGUGGUUGGAAGAUGAGGUUGUGGAGGAAGUGGUAGAGGUGGUUGAAGUUAGAGCUGGUGAAGCUGGGGAGCAGGACGGAAAUGGUAGUGUUGUGACGAAGACCGCGGGCGAUGCGAUAUCGCCGACGGUUACAGCUGAGGUGAAAGGGACGGAGGAGAGUUUCAAAUCGACACGGCCGAAACUGCCUGAGGAGUGUAGGCAUGGGAGGAGGGCGAGAUGCUUGUGCUGGGCUGAUGAGCCGAAUGGUGAGGUGCAGUGUGAGAACGAGGUUUUAAGGGGGAAGUUAGGGAGUCAAAAAGAGAAGAACGAGUAA